Messenger RNA from Heterocephalus glaber (naked mole-rat), 6000 nucleotides. It is a transcript of the gene Resf1, whose product is annotated as retroelement silencing factor 1. Gene Ontology annotation, molecular function: histone methyltransferase binding. Lineage: Eukaryota; Metazoa; Chordata; Mammalia; Rodentia; Bathyergidae. Gene Ontology annotation, cellular component: nucleus. The record is from RefSeq and is a predicted model, not a curated record.
AAAGUGCCCUUUGUUUUCUUUGCCUGUGGUCACUGCGCGCCCCGCCCCCACGGAGCCUGGGUCCGGAGCCCAACGGCGCCCGCUCCCGCUGGGGCAGAGGCAAGGGCGCGGGCUAGGGGCGCGGGCUAGGGGCGCGGGGCGCGCCCAGCUCCACCUCUGAGGCAGGCGCCGCUCCCGAGCGGUCUGGCCGCCCUGAGGGGCAGCAGAGCUCUCGGCUAAGCGUUUCCUGGCUGUGCUAACAGGCAAGCCUCGGAGCUCGGGUCGGGAUUGUCAUUUUUUGCUUCGAGACUUAGGUCAGUGGGAAAUAGUGUUUAUUAAGCGUUGACGUGCGCUUCUGUUGAGGUUUUAGUUACCUUUUCCCCCCUCCCGGUGCAGUCGGGAUUCGCUUACUAAUAAUAAUAAUAAAAAGAUCUUGGAAGGACCGAAGAAGAAAACACGCUGUGGAAAGGACUGGCUUCCUUGGAGGGACCUGGGAACAUGUACAAUAGUUAAAAAGCAAAUGAUUUUUAGAUUCCUGGCAUUCAUAACAGUAGACUUUGGCUACACCGCUCCUAUAUCAGAUCAAGUAUGAGUUGGAAUACAAAACCACAGAGGGCUUCAUUGCCACCCCAGUAUCGUAAAAUCCAGCCUGGUUUUUCACCACAGUAUGCAGCAAACCAACUUUCCACUACAUCUCAAAGUUCUUUCAGUUGUCUUCCAAGUAACCAAGAAGCCUGCAUGUAUCUCAGUAAUUCAAAUACAGUGUCACAGCCACUGCCAAAUGUCAGAAAUUACAAUGUUCCUCUUCAGAUCCCUGCCUCUAAUAUGCCUAACAGGACAGUGGUGGCCUCCCAGACUUUAGAAAGAACAGUAUACACAAAUACUAAAGGACCCAUGAAGCCAAAUCAUAAUUUGCAGGUGACUUCAGGAGUUGUACAAAACCUGAGGUGGAAGUCUUUGAUGAUGGAUUCUACACCUUCUCAAAUGGAGGCAACGGUAUCUCGUCAAAGUCACUUUGGAACUAAUCCAGCUAAUUCACAUGCACUGCAGAGUCAAUGUGCAGCAUCAGACACCUACUCUGUGCAAUUGCAGGUGACUCAGGAUUCUUCAAGAGUUCCUGUAGCUUUACAGAGAAGUCAAGGAUUGAACCAGUCAUUAUCAAAUCAGCAGGUUGAUUGGGCCCAACAGCAUGCAUCUGAUGAACUGACUUACCCAGGUUACAGACCACUUCCAAAGCAACACUCUUAUUCAGCACAAAGCUUCAUGCAAGAUCCUAGUAUUCACAAGAAAAUCCUUAUGUCUUCACCACCAUCACAGAUCACACAUAAUCAGCUCCCGACUUCUGUACAGUCAAACCAAGCUACAGCAGUAUAUCAGUAUGCUGUACAAAGCAGCGCAAGGCCCCCUCCUGCUUACAACUGUAGAUAUGGAAGCCAGCCCUUGCAAAAUGCACAGCAUGUUACCAAACGCUUGUCCGUGGAAGCUCUUCAGAGUCCAGAGAUACAUUCUUCUGAAGUAAAGAAAGACUUCUUCCCAGGCUUUCAGCAGCAGUGGCAAAGCACUAAUGAAAAUGUCAUACCAUUUGGAAAUUUCUGUGAUGUAAAAGAUGCCAGUGUCAAACACCCAUUUAUUGAACCAGCUAGAUCUGUGGAUGGUGUUCAGACUCUUUCUCAAAAUAAUCAAGAGAAAAAAAUUGAUUCUUACAAUCCAACUUCAAAUCAAGGGCCAGACCCAGCUGUUACAAAAGAAAAGCUAGCGAGAGAUAUUAAAUCAUUAAUAGAAAUGAAAAAGAAGUUUUCAGAACUUGCAAGGAAAAUUAAAAUUAAUAAAGAUCUCUUGAUGGCUGCAGGUUGUAAACCAAGUAAUAGUUUAUCCAGUGAGCCAGCUCAGCAUCCUGAAUUCGCAGUAAAAGAAAUAGCUCCUAAAGGUCACUGUUCCACAGAAUUGGUAAAAACUUGUCUUAAUCUUUGGAAAAAUCAGCCCUCAAAAAUGACAGAAGAAAAGGCUUCAAAAUCUGCAGAGGAAAAACAGGUUAAUGAGUCACUGACAAACACAUCAGCUGGAAUUUCAAAACCUCUGGAAGUUCCCAUCCAGAAUCCUUGUUCAGUUGAGAGAAAUCUUCAGAGCAAAACGGUAAAUGUGUUGCAAGAAGCAGCUUUGUCCAUGCUAGUCCAAAAUUAUGAGCCUUCCUGUGCAAAUGUAACAAAGGGAACAGAACUCCAGAUUGCUGUAGUGUCACCUUUAAUUCUUUCAAAUGUCAUUAAAGAAAUAACACCUGGAGCACUACCUGAAACGGUGUAUCCUAUUAUUAAAGAAGGGAGCAUUUGUAGCUUACAAAAUCAGCAGGCAGAAAAUGCAGCAGUAACUACUGCUUUGAAAGUUGAUGUUAUCAAGCCAGUGAUGAGUUCUACAACAUCAGCCAAGGUUUUCCCUCUAAUUCAGAAGGAAAAGCAAAAUGAGCCAAAUAAUGGUAAUGCACAAAACACACCCAGUAUCCAUGAAGAACAGCAUUGUCAAAUGAAUGGUCCACAAUCCUCUUCUAAAUCAAAGGACAGAACUCUUGUGGCUGGUGAUUUAUUACAGAUUGAAGAUAUUUGCUCUCUUGUUGAAGGGGAUGUAUCUUACAAUUCCAAGAUUGCAAAGAUGUUCAACUCUUCCCCUUUGGAAAAGGUUGAGCCACAGAAAUUUUCUCUACCCAAUGAACAAGUAAUUAGUACUGGACACCAAGAAGAACAAGUAGAACAAGCCUCUGAAAGUAAAGACAUGGGUCUUCAGAAUGAUGAAUGUAUAAGGUGCACAGACUUCCCAUGUGAAAUAGACACUGUAAGGAGGGAAGAACCACCCAAGCUUGUGGGAACAUCAUCUUCCGAUCCUGUUGAACCAGGAAUUCUACCGGAGAGCAAUUUGGAGAAAACCACUAAAAAUGAGGGCAUGGCCAAGAAUACUUGUUGCUCACCAGCUGCUGUUCUUCAGGAUUUUAACUCUGGGGACAUUGACACCUCUGGCAAUGACACUGCCCGAGGCCCUACAGCAAGUGAGAUUCCUAAUGAUAACACAUCUGUCUUGUACCUACAUGACCAGCUGUCAGAACUUUUAAAGGAGUUCCCUUAUGGCAUUGAUGAUCUGAACACAUAUAAGAGUUUUGUGAACCAAAAGAAGAUGGGACAGAUCCCAGAAGAUCAAACUGGUGGUAAAAUCAGUUGUGACUCUAAGGGACCUUCAGACCAAAUAAAAAUUACAAUUCUAAGCUCAGAACAAAUGAAAGAACUAUUUCCUGAACAGGAUGAACCCAGUGAAGGAGACAGACCACCACCUCCUAAGGUGGACAAGUUGGCAGAACCUCAGAAAGAAAAGCACAUUGCAGAAGUUGGGAGUCAAUGUGACCCACAAAAACAGGAGGAAGGAGAAAGUCCAGAUUCUGUAGGGGACACAGAAAAAAUCCAUUGCUGUGCAUUGGGCUGGCUUGCAAUGAUUUAUGAAGGGGUCCCCAAAUGUCGGUGUAAUGCUGUGGAGGAGGAUAAGAGGGAGGAGCAGUCAGCUCCAGUGGAAAGCAGUGGUUGUAAACAAGGACCAAAAACCUCUGAUGCAGAUGUCACUGUUAAACUUGAUGGUGUUUUGGAUAAGCCAAAGACACCUCUGACUGCAGCAGCUGAGAAAACACAUUUGCCUAAAAUACAUGGCAACAACAUAAAAGAUGCAUCUAAAACCAGAAAAGACAGUGCAAAAAGGAGGAGACAGGAGCCACCUGGUGAGGUUCCACCUAAAUGGAAAAGCAGCGAUAAGAAAGAUACUUCCGAAACAAAGCAAGGAGCCUCAGCAAAUACGGGACAAGCAGUAACUGGCCAGUUUUCAUCUAAGUGUGAUGAACCAGACCCCUUGCAAAGAAAUAAGAAAGUAAAGCUGAAAUUUCAUGAGGUAAAAUUCCAAUCUGGUGAUAAAAUGACACUUUCUGACCAGACUUCUCAGGAGGGUCUACAGAAGAAACACGCAUCACAGAACUCAUACCCACUAACCCCCAAAACAAGUCUUUUCCCAAAUACAGGUCUGCAUAGGGAGAAUGACUCUUUUGUACAGUCCUCAUCUCAAGAAAAGAAAAAAUUGAAAUUCAAAGAAAGCAGCCCCCAAGAAGGACAUUUGGAAAAAAGGAAGAUAGACCAAGGGGAAAGACCAGGUUUGGAGAUAAAAAAGAAGAAAUGUGAUGAACAAGAACAAAAUAAAAAUGCAGGAGUUACAUGCAAAUUAUGUAAUACUUUGCCAAACCCAAAUGAAAAAGCCAUUGCUAAAGAAAAUUCAACAUCAAAUGCAAAGUCCUUGGACAUCAAGGACACAAGGGUUACAGCCACUGUUAGAGAAAAGACAGCAUCACAGAUGAAGUCUGCAGACUCCAAAGACAUAAGUGAAAGAGCCAGUGUUAAAGAUAAGGCAGUAUCACUGGCAAAGUCCUCAGACAUCCAGGAUGGUUCAUGUAAGCUUAAGAAAGUGAUCACACUGCAGGAAUACUUCCAGAGGAAGAAGCAAAAAGAGGUGAUGGCUAAAACAGCCAUGAAAACCUGCUUGGAAAAUGUCUCGGGCAAUUCUGCAUCCUCGGGCUUCGCUCAACUUCAUGCACAACCAGAGAGUUGCAGGAAAUCAAAUGGUAAAGGUGGCAGCAGCAUAGAGACCUCGAAAGACUCCUCAAAUGUGUAUACUAACUGUGGUAAAAACCUUAAGGCCCACCCUCCUGAGGAGUCUAAGACAUGCAGCCUUUCAAGGCCUGUCGAAGGAAGAGCUGAUGCAAAGCAGCUGAUUAAAACCAAAUUAGACAAAACACUAAGCAACGUAAGCAAUGAAGUGUCUUCCCAAGUGAAGGAGCAAAGGAAGUCUUACCUGAACCGCCUGAGCUUCAGAUGCACAGAACGAGAGAGUAUCUGUCUCACCACACUCAAUAGCUCCCCUGCAAAGCUUGGGAAAGACAAGAAGAGCUCCGAACAUAAGCCCAAGGCCUCUUUCCCAGGGAAAGACUCCAGUGUAAAACCAAGCAUGCUGGAGUUUAAAUUAUGCCCGGAUGUACUGUUGAAGAAUACAAACUCUGUUGAAGACAAGUAUGAUCUCAAGGCUCAUCCUGAGGAGCAGGCCACCGCACAAGUUUCAGGAAUAAAAUGUUCAAGAAAAGACUGGAUAAAAUGUGUAACUGAGAAGAAAGUGAUGCAGGAAGCCAACCAAGAAAUAGGUGUUAAUUUAAGACUGCUACAGAGAAGUACCAGUGCAGAUGGACAAGAAGUGCAGCAGAACCAGAUGAAAGACUCCCGGGCCAUGUUUCAGACCUACAAGCAGCUGUACCUGCAGAAGCACGGCAGGAGCCUGGGCAGCAGCCCCAUCCAGUAACCUGGUACUCGCUUUCCUUGCCACUCUGGGACUUCUUGUCAUUUCCUCCCCAGAGUCACUUGCUGGAAAUAACUCAAGAUUGCUGGUAAAGAACCCCUGAGACUGGUUACCAUUAGGUUAUGUAUUUUGUGGUUCCUGUUUUAUAAAAAUUGCUUGACAGGGCCAGGGAUUUAGCUCAGUGGUUCCACCGCCCGCCUUGCAAGCACAUCCUGAGUUCAAUCCCCGGUACCAAAAAAAGAAAAAAGAAAAAAUUGCUAGACAGCUGUCUGGGUUGGCACAUGUAAGAAAUGGAUAGUGUUUGUCAGGCUAUAAGGUAUUUGAUCUUAUAUAUUAUAAAGCACAUUUACAAUUAUUUUCACAAGACUUGUGCACAUCAUAUUUGAAAAUGCUGACUGCCCAUUGGAGUGUACUGCUCCUCAUUUGAGGGCUUGUUUAUUUAACUGAGUUUGUAAAUAUAUUUUUAUUUCUAAACAACAUCAGUAAAAUGUAUUUUUUCAGACAUAUCCACUGUGAAUAUCAAAGUAUAUUCUUAAGUAUUUUGUACCUAAUUAUAAGUUUUUUUUCAGAAGUCUUGUUUUAUACUUGUUAAACUGAACACAAUUUUUGGAUAAUAUCUUAACAUUACUUUUCAUAUUUUAAAUAAACAUUUAUUUUUUG